Molecule: messenger RNA, 3203 nt
Organism: Prunus mume (Japanese apricot)
Lineage: Eukaryota; Viridiplantae; Streptophyta; Magnoliopsida; Rosales; Rosaceae
Source: RefSeq, a predicted model, not a curated record
AUAUGUUAUAAAAAAGCCUUUAUAAAUUCCAAAGCCUGUAAAGUUGGCCUCUUCUCGAAAUUCCUUUCCAAACCUGAAAAGGUUUUAAAACAGAAAAAAAUACAGAGGUUAUAAAUCUGUAUCUUUCCUCUCUGCUUGUGAUACGAAGAGAGAGCGAGGGAAUUUCAACAAACACCGCCCUUAGCAAAAUCCAGGUUCUGUUUGUUUCCCUGGAAAUCAAUUGCUUGCCCUUCUUCGUUUUGCGUUGGAUUUGUAUCCGCCUGUUUUUGAAUCUAGGGUUUCUGCGAGUUGAUUUUAGUACCGAUUGUGAUUGAACAGUGAUUUUGAAGAGCGAGAUGUACAACGGAAUAGGGUUACAAACUCCAAGGGGGUCUGGGACCAAUGGUUACAUACAGACUAACAAGUUCUUCAUCAAAUCGAGGACCGGAAAGGUCGCCGAUUCGUCCAGAGGCUUUGACGACGACCAGGGCAUGGGCGGCGUCAUGAAGAAGGCCAACAAGGACAUCCUCGAGCAUGAUCGCAAGCGCCAGAUUCAGCUCAAGCUUGUGGUGCUCGAGGAUAAGCUCACCGAUCAGGGUUUUACGGAUGCUGAGAUCGCGGAGAAGCUCCAGGAGGCUCGGAAGACUCCCGUUGUGAUUUCCGAUAAGAAGGUUUCAGAUACACAGACCCACCAAAUUGCUGCCAGGAAGGAGAAGCAAAUGGAAACAUUAAGAGCUGCUCUUGGGCUAGCUUCAUCUGAUUUAACAGAAAAAGAUACUGAUGAGGUUGAUGAUGGACUGAAAAGUAGUCGGAAGAAUGGUCCAAAUGAUGAUGGCAGGCCUCAGGAGAGAAGCGAGCAUGCAUUUUUGGACAGGGACUAUUCGCGGAAGAAACAUGGGGAGGAAAAGCAGAAAGCUGAAAAAGAUGAUAAGAAAAAGAGUGUGAAAGAAUCUAGGCGGAACAAGAAGGAAGAAAGUAGGAAGAAAAGGCAUAAGUAUGAUUCUUCUGAUACCGAUAACAGUGGUAGUCCUCCGAAAGCUGAUAAAAAGAAGAAGCGCCGCGGAACUAGUAGCAGUGAUGAAGAUGAUUCUGAAGUUGAUGUUGGCAAGAAGCACAAGGUUGCAAAGAAGCACAAUAAAAGAAGAAAUGAAAACACCGAUGAUUCCGAUUCUGCCACCAGUGAUGAUGAUGCGAAGGACAGUUCAAGAAAGAAAGUUAAUAAGUUCAAAAAACCUCAUAGGAGGCAUGAUUCCGAUGAAGAUGAUUCAGAAGUUGAUGGUAGAAAGAAGCAGAAGGUUGUAAAGAAGCAUGAUAACAGCAGAAAGAAUGACACUGAUGAUUCUGAUUCUGCUACCAGUGAUGAUGGUGCUGAGGGCAGAUCCAGAAAGGAAGUUGAGAAAUCCAAACAACCUCGUAGGAGGCAUGAUUCUGAUGAAGAUUCUGGUUCUGAUAAAGACUUCUCGAAGAGCAGAGCUGAAAAGGAGAAACUACAUGUGAAACCAAGCAGGCGGCAUGAUUCUGAGGAUGAGUCUGAUUCUGACAGCAGGAUGGAAAGGAAAAAAAGUCAAGUUGAGAAGCAGAGGAAUCAGCAUGGUAGCCGAAAGGUAGAGCGAGAUAAUUUUGUCGUGGAGGAUGACAACAAAGGCAACAAUGUUAAAAGUGGAAAAAGCAGGAAAAAUUAUGAUGUGGAUGAUGAAUCUGACUAUGAAAGGUCCAGAAAAAGUAGAGGUGCAAUAACAGAAAAGAGUAGAGGAAGUGGCAGGAUUGAUACUGAUGAUGAUGUGACUGUAGAACAUGAGGACAGAGUUCACAGCAAGGAUGGUGAACCACAAUGGGUUAGUAGGAGGGGUAAUCAGGAUUACGAAGAGCGUGGAGGAGGUAGAAGCCGCAGCAAGGAUGAUCAGGAGCAUAAGGGUAGAAAGCACGGAAGGGAUGAAGAAGAUCAUGGAAUGCGUGGAAGACACAGGGAGGGAGAAAAUAGGGGAAGGAAGCAUGGAAGAGACGAAGAGGAUCAUGAAUAUAGAAAGCACAGAGAAAAUCACGAAGAGGAGCGUGGAAAUAGAAAGCUUGGGAAAAUGGAGGAAGAACAGGGAAAUAAGGAUAUUGACAGGGAUCAAGUCAUGGAUUACAAGAGAGCAAAAUAUGAUGAUUCUAGAUCAAAUGAGAGGAGGAGGCACGAAAAUGACAAACACAACGAGGAAGAUCCUAAAUAUAGAAGGCGUGUAGAGGAUGUCGAAGAGGAGCGUGGUAAUAGAAGGCAUGGAAAAAUAGAUGAAGAAAGGGGAAGUAAGGAGACUGAGAGGGAGAAGAGGAGGCACGGAAAUGACAAACAUAAUGAAGAGCAUCGCAAAUAUAGAAGGCAUGCAGAGGAUAUUGAAGAGGAGCAUGGAAAUAGAAGGUAUGGUAAAGUAGAUGAAGAAAGGGGAAGUAAGGAGACUGAGAGGGUUAGGAGGAGGCAUGAAAAUGACAAACACAAUGAAGAUGAUCAUAUAUAUAGAAGGCAUGGAGAGGAUGUUGAAGAGGAGCGUGGAAUUAGAAGGCAUGGAAACAUAGAUGAAGAAGGGGGAAGUAAAGAGCCUGAGAGAGAUAGGCACCUGGAUUACAAGAGAGCAAGAUAUGAUGAUUCUAGAAGGCAUGGAAACAUAGAUGAAGAAGGGGGAAGUAAGGAGACUGAGAGAGAUAGGCACCUGGAUUACAAGAGAGCAAGAUAUGAUGAUUCUAGAUCAAGUGAGAGAAGAAGAUAUGAAAAUGACAAACAUAAUGAUGGUCGUUCCAGGAAUCGGGACUGAUUUAUGGUUUUAUUGUGUCUGUCAGAGGAGCUUGCUGAACAUAAUCGAAUGUCGAGAGCAGAACUGGUUGUGCCGCUGGGCCGCUGGUGAUGGAGGUGGCAUAUUAGUUUGACCAACCGUUGAGAGCUGAACUGGUUAUGCCGCCUGUGAUGGAGUGGAAUUUUAGUUUGGCCGAGUUUGUUGUAUCGCAUUUUGAGUUGUAAUGUUUUCUUGGAUCUGUAUCAGAUUAUGCAACUUAGCUGUAAUACGGUUUUUAGGAACGCAGUUUGAGACCUUUUUUUUUUUUUUUUUUUUUGGCAAUCAGAUCCAGCCCUGGAAUGCUGUGAUUUUAUUUUGCUAUUUUCACGAGUCUUUAGCAUGCCUCCUUCCCUGCAGCCAAUGGAGUCUUUGAGGAAGCAAUGAGAAACGCAAUGCUUUUAAUCUUAUUUAUUUGUU